GCACCCAUGUUCACCUCCAUAUGCUAUGAGGCAAACGUUACAGAAGACAGUCCAACUGGGACAUCUGUGUUAACUGUAAGUGCUUUGGACUGGGAUUCUGUACUGUACUGGGAUCGAUUCAUCUUCAGGAUUGUAGAUGGAAACACAAACUCCUCUUUCUCCAUUGAUCCAUUUAGUGGUAUUGUCUUAGUAAACUCUCCUCUUGACAGGGAAUUGUGGCCAGUUUAUAAUCUCACUGUUACAGCCACUGAUAAUGGUUCUCCACCAGCCACUGGAAAAACAAAUAUUAUUGUGAGUAUAGUUGAUAUUAAUGACAAUGCCCCCAAACUCAUGACAACUAAGAUUCAAGUGAGAGAAAAUAAACCUGAAGGAACUAUAGUCGCCAGAUUAAAUGCAUUUGAUUUUGAUUCACCACCAAAUCAAGGUCCUUUUACCUUUUGGUUAUCAAAUUUGUCAGCAGAAAGUGCCUUUUUUCUCACCCUAGAUGGAGUUUUACUCACCACACGCAUUAUUGAUCGAGAGCAUGUCUCUAAAUAUCAAUUACUUGUGGUAGUUAAAGAUGCAGGAUCUCCUCUGCCUCUGUCUUCAACAACAACACUCCACAUUUGGGUGGAAGAUGAAAACGAUAACCCCCCCUUACCACGAAACAUCUUUAUUGAGGUAAAAUAUUUCGGCAGUUCUUUUAAUGGUGGCAUGAUUGGUAAUGUGCAUCCUGAGGAUCCUGAUGAGUCUGAUGCAUUCCUCUGUGCCAUUAAAAGUAGCCCGAUGAACAUGUUCACGAUAUCCAAUGGUACCUGUGAGCUAUGGUCGACCCCUUUUCAGGGCGAAGCAACUUUUAACGUCACAGUUGAAGCUACAGAUCAGGUCCACUUUCCAGUAAAUAACAGUAUCUAUGUAAACUACAAAGGUUUUACAAAUGCAUCAUUGGAUAGUUGUAUAUUUUUCUAUGUGUCCUCAUCCUCAGUGGAGAACUUUUUAACUAGUAAGUAUUUGAAGUUUGUGAAAGCCCUGGACAGUCUCUUUAACCUGCAGGCAUCAAAGACGCAUGUAUUUGGAAUUAAACAAAUUGGCAUGGAGAUACUACUACUUGCUGCGGUGAAAAACUACAAUGGGCAAUAUUUAAGCAGAGAGGUCGCAAGUAGUAUAUCUACUGGACAUAAGAAGUUACUGGAAUCCCAGAGCAAUGUGACAAUUUCUCACAUCACCAGUGAUCCAUGCCUCAUGAGCCCCUGCCAGAAUGGGGCAUCAUGCAACAAAAACAUUUACAUCAGCCAGGAUGUUGCUGUCCUGGAAAGCAUGGCUGUCAUAUUUGUGUCACCAAAGAAAGAGAUUUUUAAUUGUACCUGUUUGGUCGGGUUCAGCAGUUCCCUCUGUGAAGAUGACAUUGACGAAUGUGAAGUGAAUCCCUGUGAAAAUAACAGCACGUGUGAAAACACUGCAGGAAGUUUCCGCUGUCACUGUCAGAGCGGCUUCUCUGGCUCUGUCUGCUCGGCUGAUGUGGAUGAGUGCCUUAAGGUGAAGUGUCAAAAUGGUGGGACAUGUGUUCAGACACAGGAGAGAUUUUACUGUCAGUGUGUGCCUGGAUUUGAAGGAGAAAGGUGUGAACAGCUGAAAGAUCACUGCAGAUCUACACCAUGUUUUCAGGGCAGCUGCAUUAACCUACAAACAGGAUUCAUCUGUAACUGUCCCUUUGGAGUGAAUGGUGUCCACUGUGAGGUGCAAAGUUAUGGCUUUGAAGAAAUGUCCUUUGUGGAGUUUCCCCCACUGGAUCGCAGGACUAAUUUAAUUUAUUUUGAGUUUGCAACAGUGCAGAGAGACUCCCUCCUUGUGUACAAUCCUGGAACAUUGUCUAGCAGGGAAUUCUUUGCACUGGAGAUACUUCAUGGCGCCAUACAACUCUCUUAUGACCUGGGCUCUGGAACUGUAAAGUUGCAGACACACAAACAAGUUGCAGAUGGGCAUUUUCACAGCAUUACUGUCAGGAGGAUCGGUAAUAUUGGGUCUUUGCUUGUGGACAACUGUACAGAUCUUGUGAACAAUGGAUUUUGUUUUUCAGAGAGUGAUGGCAUUAUCUCAGAAAGGACUCUUGACAUUGGCAACACUAAUAUGACAUUUGGAGGACUGAGAAGUAUGGAAUUAAUUUUACAACAUGCAAGUCAGAUAAAAACACAUGAUUUUGUUGGAUGCAUUCGAAAUAUUCACAUUAACGGCAUCCUACUGAGGCCUUCUUUGGGGCUUGCAACAUAUAAUGUCUUCAACAGGUGUCUUCGAACAGCAUUGUCAGGAUGCAACAGCUCCCCAUGCAAGAAUGGGGGAGUGUGCCAUGACCUUUGGUCUGACUAUGUGUGUGAGUGCAAAACUCCCUUUACAGGAAGAAACUGUGGUACAGGAAUAUCUGAAGAGCUUGUACUGAGCUUUAAGGGAGGUGAUUACAUUGAGUAUGUCAUUAAAGAGAGAUUCAAGAGAGACCUUCUGUUUAAAGGCCUGAUGGAUGAUGCAAAACAGGAAAAUACAACAGACCAAACUCUGAUUACCAUCAAGUUCAAAACAAAAGAAGAAGGGACCUUACUCGUUAUUCUUGGAAAGAGAGGAAACAUUAUGUUGAUGGUCUGUAAAAAAGUGUAUUUAAUAUGUGGUCAUGAUAUAUCUGAGUAUAUUUAA
Messenger RNA from Girardinichthys multiradiatus, 2661 nucleotides. RefSeq names its product protocadherin Fat 4-like. The coding region runs from base 7 to 2661 and encodes 884 amino acids. Gene Ontology annotation, molecular function: cadherin binding; calcium ion binding. The record is from RefSeq and is a predicted model, not a curated record. Lineage: Eukaryota; Metazoa; Chordata; Actinopteri; Cyprinodontiformes; Goodeidae. The transcript is spliced from 7 exons. Gene Ontology annotation, cellular component: adherens junction; catenin complex; plasma membrane. Gene Ontology annotation, biological process: calcium-dependent cell-cell adhesion; multicellular organism development; adherens junction organization.